Messenger RNA from Stegostoma tigrinum, 8210 nucleotides. RefSeq names its product ras-related protein Rap-2b. Gene Ontology annotation, biological process: Rap protein signal transduction; negative regulation of cell migration. The record is from RefSeq and is a predicted model, not a curated record. The transcript is spliced from 2 exons. Gene Ontology annotation, cellular component: plasma membrane. Gene Ontology annotation, molecular function: GDP binding; GTP binding; GTPase activity. Bases 454 to 1005 code for a protein of 183 amino acids. NCBI's taxonomy places the organism in Eukaryota, Metazoa, Chordata, Chondrichthyes, Orectolobiformes, Stegostomatidae.
GCGAAAAGCCUUGCCUUGUGUCUGUGUCAAUGGGAGGGAAGAGCGUGGGAGAGAUUUGUUCGAGCUCUAGUCUCGUACGGUGUAAGCGGUAGGAGGAGGAGGAGGAAGAAGAAGGGGAAGGGGGGCAAGGCACUGAGAACAGGAGGAGAGAGAAAGGCAGCUGCAUUGGUCAACAAAUGCCGGGAACCCCUUAGACACCAGAAGGAGAGUGAGCCCAGGAAUCGGAUUUAAAACACAAGGGAGACACAGCGAGAGGGUGAAGAGGCAAAAACAAAAGGAGCGGAAGAUUUUAUAUUAAAUUUUGGGGGGUGGCUGCACUUCACCCCCCCCCCCCCUCGCCUGCUUACUACCACCCCCAGAUUGAUUUCUGACUGUAAAUUCUGCAGGGUCCCAAGUGUCUGCCCCCGCCCCUCCGCUUUACCGAGGGGAAAAUAAAGUGACUGUGGCCGGACCAUGAGGGAGUAUAAAGUGGUGGUGCUGGGCAGCGGAGGAGUAGGCAAGUCAGCCCUGACCGUGCAGUUUGUCACCGGCUCCUUCAUCGAGAAAUACGACCCGACCAUCGAGGACUUCUACAGGAAGGAGAUCGAGGUGGACUCGUCGCCCUCGGUGCUGGAGAUCCUGGACACGGCAGGCACCGAGCAGUUCGCCUCCAUGCGAGACCUGUACAUCAAGAAUGGCCAGGGCUUCAUCCUGGUCUACAGCCUGGUCAACCAGCAGUCUUUCCAGGACAUCCGACCCAUGCGGGACCAGAUCAUCCGGGUGAAGCGCUACGAGAGAGUGCCCAUGCUGCUGGUGGGCAACAAAGUGGACCUGGAAGGGGAGCGGGAGGUCUCCUUCGGCGAGGGUAAAGCUCUGGCCGACGAGUGGAGCUGCCCUUUCAUGGAGACCUCGGCCAAAAAUAAAACCUCCGUGGACGAACUGUUUGCAGAGAUCGUCAGGCAAAUGAACUAUGUGGCUCAGCCCAAUGGGGAUGAUCAUUGUUGCUCGUCCUGUGUUGUUCUGUGAUAGAUUUCUAUAUAAAUAUAUAUUACACGUUAUUAAAAAAGGCACAGAGUUUCUAUGCAAAGUUGGAAAUAUGGAUAUUUGAGAUCCCAUCUCUUGUGGCACCAACCUAAACUUUGGAGACAUUGUAACAGAUGCCACACUAUUUGAAUCCAAGCUCCAUCUUACUGCUGUUUUAUUCAUGGGGUGUUCGGGGAUUGUGGGGAAAGCAAAGUACAUCUAUUUUUUGUUGAACUGCUGUGACUUAAUUUUUGCCUCCCCUUCCCCUUUUUCUAGUCCCUGUCUACCGCACCCUCUAACCUCUUCCCCUUCUUCCCCCCACCCCCCAUUGAAAGAAAAGGGGAAAGGUAGGGCAAAUAUAUUUAACAUAGUGCGACAAUGGUUAUUUUUUUGAACUGUGUGCUGUGAAUGUGACAACCAUGGACUUGUACAAACAAGGAAGGGGAGUGAAUAAAAAUGAAUGGACAUCUAGUCAGCCCAGGAGGGUGCAGAUAAUUACUGUGCUGUGGCCCAAAAAACUGGCUGAUCACAGGCUGCCAAUCACCCUUGUGUCUAGUGCCUUUGAGAUUCCACUGUCGAUGCAGUAUGUGCCAAUCUGUGAAAGCCUCCAUGCCAUCCCAUGAGCUGCCUGCGCACAAAAGUACUUCAACUUUCCUUCGAGUGAUCCCAAUUAAAGCAUAGUGAGACCGAAAUGAGCCUCUCUGAUGGAAUCUACACAGAAUUCCCCCCCCCCCCCACCCCCGCCAAUGUUUUCCUGGCUUUGCCUACAUCACAGGUUAUUAGGAAAGCUAGCUUUCCUUUUUUUUGUUUUUGUCAAUUUCUCCUCUGCCCUUGUUUCCAAAAGAACAGUAUCAUCCCUCCCUUUGUGAUUCCGUGUAUUAAUCUAAUCUCUCACUUUUUUUUUCUCCAGGCCAACACUGACCAAGAUGGGAGGGCAACUGGGAAGGAGGGAGGGAAGGAAGGAAGGAAGGGGGGGGGUGGGGGGGGACAUCUUAGUCUGGCAUACCAAGGAAUUCUAACAUCCUCUGUAUGUUACAAAUCCAGACAUGCAUUUAACAGCUGUGUCUGUUCUGAGACUUUUAAUACAAAGUGCAUUUUUAUAUAAAAGAAACAAAACUAUAUUGAGCGUUGGAUGUUUUAUUGUAUGUGUCGACAAUUCAGAUAUUUUAACUUGAGAGAAACGUGCGAACCCAUUCUCAAUCUGUAUGUCAUUUAUUGUUUUAUACACUGCAUAUAAUUUUUUCCUGAGUGGGAACAAAAGCAGUGAGUUUUCUGGCCACUUUGAAAGCAGGACUGUGAAUCAUUUGAAGGAAUAGGAUAAUUUUGCAUUGCUGUAGUGUCUUUUUUUUUUGGGUGAGGGUGACCAGACCAUAAAUGUGAAUGUGUACAAAAUGCUCAAUGAUAUGCAUUGGUUUGAUGUUAGUAAAUUGGUACAUACUUGGGCACUAACGAGGUAUAAAGGGGAAGAGAUAAAGAAUAGGAUUGGCGAGGCCUUACAACACAAUUGUGAGAAUGUGAUGCGUCUUGCUGUUAUUUUUACAUAUAACUAAUCUUGUGUUGCUGUAAUGUAUUCUGUUUCGCGGCCAGCAUUUAUUACCCAGCCUUUUGGACAAUAUUAACCUAAGCUGGUGCUCUUGAUAAUAGUGCAAGUACAUUCUGUUGUGUAGUGCUGUUAUGUUGAGAGUUCCAUGAGCUGGUGACAGUGACAAAACCGACUGUUUUGUCCAAUUUGAAGCUGGCAGCAUUUCCACGUGCCUGUCUCCCUUGUCCUUCCAGGGGACAGAGGUCACAGAUUUGAAAGGCAUUGCUGGCGAAACCUUGGCACACUGCAGGGUGGUGCCAGCUAACAUGUUUUGGGCAGUAUUGGUUGUUGUUGAUGAAAGUGGGAAGUUUGGGGUUGGGGACGUCGCAAACUACAUGCUUUCUGAUUUGUCUUGAAGCUUUACUAGUGGCCAUCAUAGGUAAGAGUCAAGCAUCAGAUAUGAAAAGAUUAAACGCAAUGUGGGUUGAGCUGCCUGAAGAUGAAUUGUGUUAAAAUGAUUUAUUUAUUUUAAGACCUGUUCUGCAUUGCUUUGUGGGCCCGUUGCCACCAUGUGUUCUGUCGAAGUUAGAAUUGCAUUUCCGUUUCUCUAGCUCCAUUUCCUGCAAUGCCUUGUAUGCAGCAAUCCACACAGUAGCUUGGGCAAGCCCAGGCAAAACAUAGUCACUUAAGAUAGGGAGAGUCAAAUAACUGGCAGUCACGAUUGAAUUGCAGCCUCUAGAUUUCUGACGCGAUGUGUUGAAUCCAUAAGUCUUGGUGAGCUUUGACUGAGACUCUGUCAGGUCCUAUGUAACAGUGACUAGGAAAUUGCUGUAUUUGCAUAAAUAAUAAUUGUGGUUAAAAAAAAUGCAUCUUUAGACUUGACUUUUGAGGUGAUAAAACAUAUAUUCCAUGACAGUGCAAAGGAAUGCCACGAGAACAAAUCGCUUAGGCCAGAUAACUAAAAAAAGUGGUGAGAGAAGUACGUUUCAAGUAGUGCCUUUAAAGUAGGAGAGGGAGGAAAGGUUUAUGGAUGGAGUUCUGAAGCUUGGGGCUUUGGCAUCUGGAGGCGUAGUGGGAAAGGAUGUUUGGAAUGUGUGGGGCACCAGAAUUGGAGCAGUGCUACAUCAGGCUGGUUGGAGGGGCUGAAUGAGAUUGUUGUGUGAUCAGGCUAGUGUUGGAGGUAUUGUUGAACCACAGGUCUAGGUAGAUGAGUGAAGACAAGGAUGAUUGAUGAAUAGAACUUGGUGUGACACUAAAGCAGCAGAGAUUGAAAAGUUGGGAACCUUUUUUGGGAGGGACAGUACUGGUCAUUUGCAGUGGGCAUCAGAGACUUGUUCAUUCCUCUUUUGAAAGUUUCCAUUGAGAAAAUGCUUGGAACUGUCCAGCGUUAUCUGUUUACCAGCAGUUAGACUUGACAUCAGUUUGCCAGUUGUGUUCCUCUUGGAAAACCAACCUGUCAGUAUCUGAGGUGCUGGAAUCUCCUUACAAUCUGCCUCAGUGCUAAUUAAAAGUAGAGUUGCAGUCUGUUUACUUUCAUUUUGACAACUUCUUCUCAAUGGAAUUUUUAUUUCGAGGGGAAAAACAUAUUCGUAGGUGUUGAAAUGGUUGACUAGCAUGGUUGCAAGAGUAGUUUAUUUUAGAAAUGAAUUGUGGAAAAACACUUUAUUUGCAUGACUUUGGGCAUCCCGAAGUACUUUGUAGCUGAAGAAAAGCUUUUUUUGUUUAAAAGGGAGUUCACUGUUUGUAAUAUAAAUGCUGCAAACAGUUUGCAUACAGGAAACUCUCACUAGUGCCCUAGAAUGAUAAUCAGUAUCUGUUUAUAUGGUAUUGAUUUGAGGUGGUGUGUGCUGGCCAGAGAUCCCCUUCUGUAAGAAUGGUGCCUUUUUUAAUGUCCUUUUUGAAAGGGAAGUUGGACUUCAUCUUCUCACCUCAAGCUGACAGUACCUCUGACAGAACAGCACUCCCAGAGUACCGCACUGGAACAUCAGCCUAGAUUUUGUACUCAGCUGAAAUGAGGCUUGAAACUACAAUAUAAUAAAAUGUGAGGCUGGAUGAACACAGCAGGCCCAGCAGCAUCUCAGGAGCACAAAAGCUGACGUUUCGGGCCUAGACCCUUCAUCAGACAAGGGUUUAGAUUUUGAUUAUUUAUUGGUCAUUUAAGAGUCAAUCACGUCUAUACUGCACUCUGGGCAGUUAAGGAAAGGCAAUAAAUUCUGACCUCGUCAGUGACAACCACCCUGAAUGAAUUAGAAGUACCUCCUGUAAUCACAUUGUGAUAGUAUUGUGCUUUUUCAAGUUUGGAUGCUAAUAAUUUACAAUUUAUUUACACUUAAUUAAGUGUGAAAAAAGAUGAUCAGUUGGCAUCGUGUUCAUAAUUGUUAGGUUCCUCUGAAGGCUUGCUGAACUUUUUUCAAAACCAGCUUUACAGCUUUAUGAGAGCUCUGUCUGAUGCAAGGUGCCCUGACUGUUCUCCAGUAGCUGACCCUUGAAGUAGCAGGUUUGCACUUCAUUCAUUUAAUUGUGAGGUGACUUCACAAUUGAGAUUUUUGAUUUAGGUUUUAUUGUCCUGUCUACUCAAGUAUGGGAGUACAGUGAAAAGCGCCAUCUUAGGUACAAGGAUAGGUAAUAAAAAAAAACUUAGGUGGGGAAAUAAAAAGAUUAAAGAAAUAAGCUUAAGCUCAUCAUUAUGGUUCUUUGAAGUUUUAGAAGUUAAACAUUACAGUCCUUCCUUGAACCAUAGACCGGCUGUCCCACUGGUACAUGAGCAAUUUGCAGUAGGGCUGACUGGUAGCAAAUAAGAGCCAAAAGAACUGAGGAUGCUAUAGAUCAGGAACAAAAGCAGAAGUUGCUGGAAAAACUCAGCAAGUUUGGCAACAUCUGUGAAGGGGGGAAAAAACAUCGAGUUAAUGUUUGGGGUUUGGGGUCUGGUGAGAAAGGGCCACCAGACCCAGACUGGGUAGCUUUCAGGAACAAGGGGCCUGCAGCUUGUUGAUGUUUUGACCAUGUUUCCAGCACAGCAUUGUAGACACUAGUCAUGGCAUUCCUCCAACUGACCAGGAACACUUGGCUAAUAACUUUAACCAAAAAGUUAGGACUUUGCAUCAGUAGAAGUUGAGGAGUCUCAGUUUAGGACCAGACUUUGUGAGCGCCAGAAGGCAUAGAGUGGCCAGAGAAACUGUUUAAUCUUUGGGAGUUGUUUUGGCUGUUUGGAAAGCUCCAUACCACUAUUCAAAUUCUAAUCCCUCAAUAUUUCCGAACAUUGUUUUGUAUUUGUUAUGGGACUGUGACGUCGUGGGUUUGUCCACCUUUUACUGUCCUGGGGAAGGUCGUGUUUAUCUGCCUCUUUAAGACACUUCACAGUGGGCAGGUACACCCCAAAAUGCAGUUUAUGUAUCUAUGCAAUUCUUCUUAAGUUGAAUCUGCUGGCAUUGGCCCUCUCAGCAUUACAAUCCAGAAAAUAACCAAUAAAGCUAAUAGAAUGUUGCUGUUUAUAUCUUAGAGGACUGCAGUACAAGAAUGCAGAAGUGGUACAAGAAUGCAGAAGUAAUGUUAAAUAGACAGCCUGAUUUAGACCCCACUUGGAGUACUAUGAGCAAAUCUGGGUACCACAUGAGGAAGGAUAUAUUGGCCUAGGAGGGAUACAACAUAGCUUUAUGAGAAUGAUAAGUAGAAUAUUUUUCAUUUAUUAUUGUCACGUGCCUAGGUACUGUGAGACCAUGCCAUACAAAUUAUAUUUGAGUGACAGAACAGAGUGAGAAAUACCAUGUUACAGCUGCAUAGAAGACGCACAAAGACAGAGGUCAGCAUUAAAUUUGAAAUGAGUUGCAUUCAAAUGUCUAAUAACAGCAGGGAAGGAGCUGUAGCUGAAUCUAUUGGUACAUGUGUUUAAGCUUUUGUAUCUUCUGCCCGACGGAAGAGGGGAAAAUGAGUGGGAGGGGUCUUUGGUAAUGUUAGCUGACUUUGAGGCAGUGGGAAGUAUAGAUGAAGUCAGUAGAUGGCAGGUUGGCUUGUGUGAUGAAUACAGCUCAGUUCACAACUCUGCAAUUUCUCCUGGUCCUGUGCAGAUCAGUUGCAAUAGCAAGCUGUGGUGCAUCUGGACAGAAUGCUUUCUGUGGUGCAUCUGUUUUAAAAAUUGGUAAGAGUAAUUGUGGAUAUGCCAAAUUUCCGUAGUCUCCUGAGGAAGUGGAGGCAUUGUGCUUUCUUGACCAUUGCAUCACCGUCGGUGGAUCGGGACAGAUUGAUGUCUGUCAGUCCUAGGAAUCUUAUGCUCCUGACCCCCUCCACUGAUGCAGAUCAUUUAAUAGUCGUCCAUACAAUGUGGAACAGGCCAUUUGGCCUGACCAGUCCGCACUAGUCCGCUUAAAGACAAUCCCACUCCAGACCCAUCCCCCUGCAUUCUCCAUGGCUAACACACUUAACCCAUGUAUCUCUGAACACCAUAUACAAUUUAGCAUGGCCAGCCCACUUAACACUCACAUCUUUGGGUUGGGGGAGGAAACCAGAGCACCCAGCAGAAACCCCCACAAGCAUGGGAGAAUGUGCAAACUCCACACACAGUUAGUGAGAGUAGAAUUGAACCCAAGUUCCUGUCACUGAUGUAGCAGUGCUAACCACUGAGCUACCAUGCGUCAAGUUAGGAGGAGAGACUGUAAAAUUAGGCCUGUAUUUUCUACAAUUUAGAAAGAUAAGGUGUGAUCUGAUCAAAAUAUCUUGAAGAUUGGCAGGAAAAAUGAUAAAUAAGGAAUUAUUUCCACUGGGGAUUUUAGAAGUAUGGGAUAAAGUCUGAGAAUUAGGGCCAUGCUGUUCAGGACAGAUGUGAGGUAACAGUUUUACACACAACACCAGAUGCAGUGUCAGUUAUUAAUUUUAAAUCUUGAGAAAUUUUUGUGAGGCUAAGGUAUUAAGACACAUGGGCCAGAGGAAGGAAUAUGGAGUUAGGCCAUGGAUCAGCCACGAUCUCAUUGUAUGAUGAAAUAGGCUUAAGGGGCUGAAUGGCCUACCUGUGUACCUAUGUUCCUAGAGCAUUGUAAUGCAAUGCUUGAAACCAAUUUCGUGAUGGUUGAGAAUGAUCUUAGAUUCUCUAUUUUUUCCACCUUCCAGUGAAACUUAGUUUCUCUUUAUCAAUGGUGUUGAAAGAUUAAAUAAUUUUGAGCACCACUGUUCAAUCUCCCCUCCACUCUAAGGAGGUCAAUCUCCUCUUGCAGCCUCUUUAAGCUAUUAAGAUAUAACUGAGGAAAGUGUUAAUGUGCGCAGACAUAGGAUGAGGGCAGGAGUGGGUUUGAUAAUGAUGCUUUCUGUCUGAAAGGAUUGGGAAAGCAAAUGUCUGUUUAUGCGGUUAAUAAAGGUGGAAGUCUGCUGUAAGGACAAAGCUGGAGAUGUGCAGCAGGUCUGGCUACAUGUGUGGAUAUGGAAUUAAAAGGUACAAAUGCAUGACUCUGAAUUCAAAGCAUCGUUGUACUGGACUUGGUCUUAACUCCCUCCACACCUGCUGCCAGACCUGAGGUUUUAGGCAUCACCAUUGAGUAGCUCGAGACAUCCUGAAGCAGUGUAUGGUUAAUCAGAUAUCUCUGACAUGUAUUUGCCGUGAAUUUGCACUAUUACAGUUUCAACCAGAUGAGUCUUUUUAAGGAUAGUUGGAACUACCAAUUCUGCAGACUCUGAGAUUACAAAGGAUGGAGCGGGAUGA